AUGGCCGCUAGAGCCACCGAUUAUGACUCCUGGACAUUACAAGAACUUAGGGAUGAAGCUACGAGAAGACGUAUUUAUUUUCCACGUAAGGACGGAGUUAAGACCUUAGCAAAGCAAACUAAGAACGUUUGAUCGGUCAGGCCAAAGUUCGGGCGAUGCGGGGAAAACGAGAAUCUUGCGGAGUCUGCUCCGGACACUAGUCUCAGUUUUGAACAAAGAUUACAGCUACAGGAACGUGAAAUGCAGAUGCUAGAAUUACGAAGGAAAAUUAGUCAGGAGCAAAGGGAAAUUAGGGAGUUAGAGAGAGAGGUUGAGAGAGAGAGGCGCCAGGCAGAAAGGGAGGCUGAGAUAGAGAGAAGAGAGUAUGAAAGGCAAAAGUCCCAGGAGGAAGAAGAACGUUCGAUUCGAGAAGAGGAGAGACUUAGAGUACUCAGAGCUGAGAAAGAACAAUUUGCUACAAGGGAGUCGGAAAGACGGCAGGUGAGUAACAAUGAGACUAGGGGGCCCAAAUUUAUGAAAAUCAGGGAAAUGAGGGAAAGCGAAGAUAUAGAUGAUUAUUUCCGGAUUUUUGAAAUGACUGCAAGGGCACAAUCCCUACCUGAGGGGACUGGGUUGGUAACUUAG
Molecule: messenger RNA, 624 nt
Organism: Porites lobata
Lineage: Eukaryota; Metazoa; Cnidaria; Anthozoa; Scleractinia; Poritidae
Source: the annotation of a GenBank genome assembly